AAUCAUGAGAAUACUAAUAGUGAAAAUAAUAUUAUUAAUGAUAUUAACAAAAGUAAUGAUAAUAAUGUGAAUAGUGAUAUUCCUAAAAUUAUUAAUAAUCAGGAGAGUAUUAAUAAUGAGAAUAAUACUAUUAAUGAUAUUAAUAAAAGUAAUGACAGUAAUGUAAAUAAUGAUGUUCAGGAGAAUAUUAAUAAUAAGAAUAAUAUUAUUAAUGCUAUUAAUAUAAAUAAUGAUAGUAGUAUUACUAAUGAUACUAUUGAUACUAACGAUAAAGAGUUAUUAAAARAUAAUAACGAAGUAGAUGUACUUGCAAGUGUUUCUAAACCGACCAGUGAAUCAGAUGAAUCAAAUAYUAAAGAAAUAAAAAUUGUAACUAAAUCUCAAGAAACACAGAAAACACGUGUUAUAAAGGAAGAAAGCGUUYAGCUUGAGUUGAUAGAGCAGAUCACUCCACAAGUUACGGACUCUACUGAAUAUUCUAAUACAAAUAUAAAUGUGUUAGGAUCUCCCACGAAGACUGGACAGAAUCGAUCAUUAUUUAUGAGACCCGUACCAAGAUUAAAUAACAGUGGUCGAAUAAGAAGUAACAGUAUUCAAGGUAGCGGAGCUAGUGCAAGCGAAUCUGAAGAUGAUAGUAAGAGGGUAACUAAUAAUACAACAAAUAAUAGAACACGCAACGAUUCCAUAUGUUCAGUUCAAAGUAACAAAGAAGUUUCUAAUAGUACAUCAAGCAAUUCUGUUACUAAAAAAAAAACUAGUCAGAAGAGACGUAUAAUGAUAUCAGAAUCAGCAAGAAAAUUAGCAGAAGCUAGAAGAGAAUUUUUAUUAAAGCAUGAAAAUAAAACACCGGAUAGAGCGAAGCUUACUAUGUAUGAUUUAAUAUAUUAUAAUCCUGCUGGCAAUCCUAUGAAAACAUCUAAAGAACCUGUUAAGAGUUCCACAAGAAUUGAAUCUACUUCUGAAAUUGAAAAUGAAUUAGAAGAGGAAGAAGAGGAAGAUGAUCCAUCAGCGAUGCCAGUGCCACAAGUUAAAGUUGGUGCUGAUGGGCAAUUGGUAAUAGAUGAACAAAGUUUAGUAAUAGAACAAUCGCAUGAAAAGAAAAGUCGUGAACUGCUUGCUAAAAAAGCUAUUGUCGAAGAUGACAAUUAUGGAUCAGGCUUUUACAAAAGACGUCCAAAAGGAAAGGAAUGGCCAAAAUGGGAAACAUUGAAAUUCUACAAGGCAUUAAAUAUUGUCGGUACAGAUUUUUUAUUGAUGCAAACUUUAUUUCCAAAUAGAACGCGACAAGAGAUUAAAUUGAAAUAUAAGAAGGAAGAAAGAAUUAACAGAAGGUUAAUCGAAAAGGCUUUAGAAUAUCAUCAAGAAUUUAGUCCUGAAAUGGAAGAAAAAUUAGCUAAAUUCGAAGCAUCGAUUCGACAACAAUAUUCUGCAGAACAAGAAGCGGAAGCGAAGAAUAAAGAGAAAAAGAAAUUAAAGAAGAGACCAGGAUCCCGAUUUGCUGCGAGAAGUGUAGGAGAAAAUACAGCAUCGGAUGAGGAUGAUGUAAUGGAACCAGAGAUAAAAGAAAUUCAAUACAAGGAUAUAGAAGCUAAUAAUAAUCAGUUUUUACAAAAGCCAAAAAAACGUUUAAAAUUAAGUGUUAAAAAAACGUCUGAAGUUGCAGCAACAACGUCAGCAGCAAUAACAACAACAACAACAACAACAACGACGACGACGAAAGAGAAUGAUAAAACUACAAGUAUAAUACUCGAUGGAGAAUCGGAUAGUGAUGCUGAAAUUUAUCAAAUUAGACCGACCAGAUCUGGUAGAGUGCCAAAAGUUAGAAAAUUGCAAGGUCCCGACGUAAAUAAUUUAGAUAAUAUUGAUACUGAACAACAAUUGGAUAAUACCGAAGAAACAUUAUCACAAGUACAAAACGAGAAAGAUAUAAUUGAAUCUAAAGAUACUACUUCCACCAACACCAACUUGACCAGUGCCAAUAAUCAAGUAAAUCCUGCUGAUAUAACAUCUACCAUUCCUAAUAUAAGUGAGGUAGAACCAGGUUCUUUAGUUAUUUUAUCUAAUAAAUCUCCGGAGGAAGGAAAAACGGUGUUGCAAGUUUAUAUGGUUAGUUCCAACUGUGAUGUAAUCGAUAAUCAAGUUGAAAAUAACAUACCUUCUACGGAAACAAAUUCGUCGGAAGUCUUGACUAUAACACCUAACGUUUCUUCGGAUAUUGAAUCUAUCCCAAUGGAACAAGACAAAGAAUAGAAAGAAAAAGAAAUUUGUCUUAUUAAUUAUUGCAGAUUUCUUUUAGUUUUUCUUUUAAUCGAAAAGAGUAAAGAAAUUUCAUUUCUAGAAAUCUUGUGUAAAAUGUAUUAGUUCGUUAUAUAUAUAUACAUAUUACACGUUAUUUAAGAAUAGAUUUUUUAAUUGCAUUAAAAAAUAACGGGCCAUUUACAUAUGUGUUUAGUUUCGAUUAUAUUUUUUUUGUGUUUUUGACUGUUUUAUAACAAUUUUUUAUGGUUAAAAUACGAUUUUAUACGAUAAGCAGGUUUAUUAUAUGGUAUUGA
This is a messenger RNA of Polistes dominula (European paper wasp), 2552 nucleotides long. It is a transcript of the gene Bdp1, whose product is annotated as transcription factor TFIIIB component B'' homolog Bdp1. Gene Ontology annotation, cellular component: transcription factor TFIIIB complex. Lineage: Eukaryota; Metazoa; Arthropoda; Insecta; Hymenoptera; Vespidae. Gene Ontology annotation, molecular function: TFIIIC-class transcription factor complex binding. Gene Ontology annotation, biological process: RNA polymerase III preinitiation complex assembly. The record is from RefSeq and is a predicted model, not a curated record.